Molecule: messenger RNA, 270 nt
Organism: Vicia faba (fava bean)
Lineage: Eukaryota; Viridiplantae; Streptophyta; Magnoliopsida; Fabales; Fabaceae
Source: the annotation of a GenBank genome assembly
AUGCAACAGUCAGGAUCGAGUAGUGGGUACGUGUUUUUGCAGUGGAUUGGUAUCGGUCUCACAACUAACUUGGAGGUGAUUGUUGUUUAUGUUGGGCCUCCGACGAGCUGGUGUGGUAGUAGUCAGAUUCCGCUGCUAACAAUGGUCAGUCAAGAUGAGCGGUAUUUGGAUCAAUAUGUGUAUACAAUAAGUGAGUUGAAACAGCAGGUGAGAAUGAUGAUUGAAAUGCAGAGAGGUUGUUUGAAGAUGAUGGAUCUGGAUGCUACGUGA